AUGGACGAGUGGGACGAGGCGAAGAUGUCCUGGUGCUGCAGGCACCAGCAGGUCGGUUGCACCACGAACACGACCACCGCCACGAGCACCACAACCACGGCCACACCAACCACGACGACAAGAACGGUGACGACCACAACAACUACGACCUCUGCGACCACCACCUCAACAACCAGCACUGGCACUAUCACGACGACAACCGUUACCGUCACGACGACUACAACGUCAACUUCGAGCACAACGACGACGCUCCCUGCGUUCGAUUGCCAGAUAGGCUUCGAGGAUUUGGAGGAUAGCUGGUCCGACAGGAAGAAGGACUGGUGCUGCAACCACGGCCACGUGCAGUGCCCGGCGGAAGUGCUGCUGGCGUUGGCGCCUGCGCUGACGGGGCAGCCGUACAAGUGUCACAAGGGCACGCCGAAGCCCAACAUGACCUGGGACUGGGAGACCGGCUGGGUCCUCGCAGGUGACACCAGAACGUACGAGUGCGACCAGGAUUUGGAGAAGUGGGCGACGGCAUGGUCGGACAGCAAGAAGGAGUACUGCUGCAAGGAGGAGCUCAAGUGGUGCCCGAAGGGGUUCCGGCGGGAGCUGGGCUGGACGGACGCCAAGACGGAGUGGUGCUGCAACAACGAGAACCUAGGGUGCGAGUUCACCACGAGCCCCGGCCCGACCACGUCGGCGCCAGGGCCCACGCCGCCGCCGGCCACCACCGAG
Molecule: messenger RNA, 717 nt
Organism: Prorocentrum cordatum
Lineage: Eukaryota; Dinophyceae; Prorocentrales; Prorocentraceae
Source: the annotation of a GenBank genome assembly